Octopus sinensis (East Asian common octopus) is the source of this 687-nucleotide messenger RNA. RefSeq names its product TNFAIP3-interacting protein 3-like. The coding region runs from base 1 to 687 and encodes 228 amino acids. NCBI's taxonomy places the organism in Eukaryota, Metazoa, Mollusca, Cephalopoda, Octopoda, Octopodidae. The record is from RefSeq and is a predicted model, not a curated record. The transcript has 2 exons.
AUGGAGCGAAAUGAGCUCAAGAACACAGUGGAAGGUCUAAGAAUAAGGAAUAAGGAACUUGAAAGUCGGGAAGAAGCCCAUUUAUCCAAGAUUGACAAUUUGAUAUUGGAGAAUGACAGUCUAAGGAGGACAUUGGAAGAGAAAGAGCGAGCAUUUAAAGAAAUGAAGGACAGUCGUGACUCUCUAAAGGAGGAGACUGUCUCACUGAGGGAAUGGGACGACUACAAUCGAGACAAACAGGGGAUAAUGAGUAGAGAGAUAGACACUCUCAGAGAUAUGUUAAGAGUAGCCAAUUCUGAGAAUGCCCGUCUGCGCCACAGGCCAUUGGAGUCAGCCCAUGAAUUGAGGUCACAAAUCGGGAGGCUACGAGGUGAGAAUUCUGUGCUGCAGGUGAAGCUUGAUCGGGCUGAUCUUCUGUAUAAAUAUUUAAAGAAGAAGGAUGAAAUGUUCACAGUUUGUUGUAUUGGUAGGAGAUCCCCAGUUGUCACGGAUGAUUCAUUUGCCCCUGAACUUGAUGGGAUGCGGUCACGAGUUCACAAAUUGUGUUCGGAGAGACUGAGCUUGCAGUUGAAACUUAUUGAGUCUAGAAAACAGAUUGACCAACUUCGAAGGGAGUUUAAAGAUAGGGAGUCGGAAGUUGUUUUAGUUGUGGUAAUUGUAGAUGGGGUAUCUCAGGCCCCAAUGUGA